CCCACCAAGAGGAGCCAGCGGACUGGCAGGCAGGCGAGCCCGCAGCUGGGAGCCAAGAAGGCAACCGCUGAACGCUCGCCAGGGCCGCAGCGGGGGCGAGGGGGGUGCCCCGGGCGUUGGCACUCGGGUGCGCGCCUGCGUCUCUGACUGGGAUGCGGUGAGGACGCUGGUGUGCCUGACGCUAGUCAUUCAACAGCUGGCCUCUGGGGCAACAGUCGCAGGGAGAGCCUGGGAGUGUUGAUGGUUGCGACUGCGGCGACUGGAGGAAGGCGGCGGCGGUGGCAGCGGUGGCUGCAGUGCCGCUACCCCAGCGGAACCCGGAGUGCAGGCGCUACGGUUCCCGAGGCUCUCGGCAUUGUUCUUUGAACGUGACUCAUCAUUGUAACUCCCAAGUGUCUUAACCAGAGUAUCUGUUUGAAUGAUCCCUGGUUAAGAUGCCACAACCCAGCUGUUCACUAUGAAAACUUCACAUGAACGUGGCUUCUCCAAGCUUUUCUCCCUUGAUUACAUUUCAACAUAAGAAGUGUGAAGACACCAUGACAGUUACAGUGGUGUAUGAUAACUCGGAGGCAACAGAGCUAUGUGCAGCUCAGCACCUCUACCUCAAGCCUAUAGCCAAACUGAUGAUCAAUGUAUUGCUCCCAGAGAGUAUAGAACCUGUGAGACCCUUCUCUAACUGGGAGGUUCUUGACCAGCUGAAGAGCCUGAUUUGCCCUGACCAGUUCACCACAGUUCGGCUCUCCAAGAGUACAAAGGACUUCAUCCGAUUUGAGGGAGAGGCUGAAACCCGAAGUCUGGUUCAGAUCCUCAAAUCCAAAUUACAUGGGAAGAUCAUCAAGUUAAAUGGCUUGAAAACGGACUUGAAAGUUGUAGCUACCGAUGCCCAAGGAGAAUGGGAACAUUUCCCCAAGAAGAAAGAGGCCUCACUGAGUGAUGGAGCUGAAGAGCAGGAUCAUGAUAAGAGUCCAGACGCCAUCUAUUUUGCAGGCUUGCCCUGUAAGUGGUUUGCACCUAAAGGUUCCAGUGGAGAGAAGCCAUGUGAAGAGAUCCUUCGGGUAGUCUUUGAAAGUUUUGGGAAGAUCAAGAAUGUGGAUAUCCCUAUGCUUGACCCCUAUAGAGAAGUGAUGACUGGGGGGAACUUUGGGGGUUUUGGCUUUGGCUUGCAGACAUUUGAAGCCUUUAUACAGUAUCAAGAAUCCACCGACUUUAUAAAGGCCAUGGAGUCCCUUCGAGGAAUGAAGCUGAUGCUUAAAGGAGAUGAUGGGAAAGCUCUGGCUUGUAACAUUAAGGUUAUGUUUGACACAACCAAACACUUCAGUGAGGGAGCUAUAAGGAAGAGAAAUCAGGAAAGGCUAAAAUUACAAGAGCUGGAGGAAGAAAGAAAGAAAGAAAAGAAAAGAGAAGAGGAAGUGGCUGAAAGAAAAAGAAAAGACGAGGAGAGGAAAGCCCAGGAAAAGAGGAAGAAGGCCAGGGUCAGGAGGCGAGCCCCGAAAGAAAGGGACAGACACCGGCAAAGGAAACAAAAGGACAAAGCCAAAGCUAAGGUGCCUCAGGAGCUGGACUCUUCACAGGAGUGGGAGGAGAGGAAGGACCUGCUGGCUCACAGGCGGGUUGAGGCCCUUCGGUUGCUACGGGUACUCCUGAGGAAAAUUUCAGGAACCACACAGUUUCACUCCCAGAAAGUUACAGGCCCUGAAGCUAAUCAUGGGAACACAUUGGCAAUACUGGAGAACAAACAGUCAAACACUCAACAUCUUCGAAGUCGAGAAGCAAAGCUGGGAUAUCAAGUUGCCAAGUCAACUAGUAAAAGCAAGCAAAAAAUGAAGACAAGAACUGGGACUCACUUACGGAAAUCGUCCCAUCACUUUGAGAAAAAAACAGUACAACAUUCAAUUGGAAGUGAAAGGCCUGCAGAAUUAUUAAUGGAGGGAUGCAAUCAUAAUUUGUUUUCUGAUCAAAAUUCCUGGCAGGGUUCAAUGAUACAAGGUCAGUCUCUUGAGGAAGAAAACCACCACAGCUCUGGUAAAUCCUGUUCUUCCAGAUUAUCCGAAAGAGAUGGCAGCAGGCAACAGAAGAUCUAUGAGACAGAUGAAUUUAUCAACUACCUAUUGAACUAUUAUCAAACUCCAAAGUAUGCCCGUGUCUACCUAGAACCAAGUCACAUGGAAAGUACAUGUCAGUGGCAGAGGGAUGUGUACGUUAAGGGAAAUGGUUUUCAGAUCAGUUUGAGAAAACGCGGGCAUUAUUCAACCAGUUUGAACCAAAAGCAAAACCUGGAAGGGCAAGUACAGGUUCAAGAAGACAAUGACUGUCUGAAGAUAUGUACUCAAGAUCCUGAGCCUAAGCCGGAAAAGAGAAGAAAAGUGGAUUAUGCCAAAGAUUGUACUAAGGGAUUAGAAAAUGAUGACAAAGAUGCAGCCAGUGAAGCAGGUGAUCAGCCGCCCCCAACUGAUGGAAAGAGUCACCUGUCAGCAAAGACUCCCUCCCACCAGGUCGAAGAUUCCACAUCUGCAAGGCAAAGCCAAACUUCCUCAUCCCGUGACUCAAUAGACUUAGAAUUACAGUUGACUGAUUUUUUGGAGGAAAUUAGUAGUGAUUCUGAAUGCUUCAGUGAAAUCCUUAGUGUAAACAAAGAGGACAAAGACAAGUCUGUGGCCACAUAUCAUAGCUCUCCACAAGGAGGACCCUUUGACAUUGAUGGAGCCAUUACUUGGGAACAAGCAACUAGUUCAAGUGAGCAAAUUUUCAAUUCUGAGAGGAAACAUGAUGGUGAGCAAAAGUACUCUAAAUACAAACUGAGGACAACAGGCAAGAGGUCUGUGUAUGAACUUAGAUAUUCAUGGCUUGAGGGCCAUAGCAGUUUUAUUAGAGAUGAAAAGAACAACAGCCAAAAAAAGAGAAAAGCUAGUCCCCCACUACUUGUUCAAUGAAGGAUCCUACCAUGAAUCCAGUUCUAGUGAUCCAUCAGAGGAAAAUACAAGAAAGAGGAGGAAGUUUAGUACAUUUGCCCAGAAAGUAAAUUAUAUAUUCUGCCAUGUGCCAAUAACAUCAUCAAAAAGUGCUAAUACUUUCUACUUGGGAGAUUUUUCCAAAAGAGAGACUCCUUGGAAAAUCAGAAUAUAACUAGGAUGCAAAAGAAGAUUUAAAAAAUAGUUAAAUUCUAAAGAAUUCAUGCUCAAUCUGACAAUUAUUAUAUUAGAUAUAAUAAGCAGGAGCACACUGACUAUGGAAGUUGUUUACGAGGGAAAACUACCCUAUUUCAUUUUAUUGCAAAUAUUAUUGAUGACCACUUUAACCAGGAGCACCCUGAUUCACCAACAAACAGUUUGCGAGAAGAAAAUGUAAAACCAAAAAUUGUGAUGUAAUUAGAAACUGUGGAGCAAGAGAACUACACUGAAAAGCAUUAGCGGGAUCAAAUGCAAAAAUCUUGUAUCUCUUGCCAAAGUGUACAUUAAAAUGACUGCAAGUGUGUUGGCAAGCUUUCCAAACAAAACACACAGAUUUUGAAGCUUGGUAAAGCAGUACACUUGUAGUUCUUGUUCUAAGGACAGACUUUUUUUUAAACAGUCUAACUGCAACUUUAGUUUGGUGCCGUGAUGAAGAUUAAUAUUGAGAGGGGUUGAUAUAGCCCUUUAUGGCUCUUCAGCUGUCACAAUAUCAUCAUUCAGUGUCAUUUAUCUUCAAAGAUGACUACACAGAACAGAUAAGGGUCCUUUUACAUGUUAUUUGAUUUGAUCAGAAAUGCCAUGUGCAGCAACAAAUUUUGAUUUUAUUUAGGAUUAAGUAUAGAUAUAAGAGGAGAUAUGGACAGCUAGAACAUAUAGACUUGUUCAUGACAUUAGUGAGUUUUGUGAUCACUCCCUGAAAGAAAUUCAGCUUGCUGGAAUGUUCAAGUAUUCCAUGAGUUGUCCCUUUAAGAGGCAAAGUUUUGGAAGAACUCAAAAUGGGGUUCAAGUUGUCUUUUGAGACUUAAAUAGAUAAAGGGACCAUUAGCAGGGUUUUUUUUUUUUUUUUUUUAAGAACUCCAUGUCUUUCCAUUAGGGGAAAACAACAGGAUUGAAAGUGAUAAGCAGUGGGAUUUACAAAAGGAAAUAGUGAAAGCUCCUGGGGCACCAACAAAGGCACUUGGGAAAAGAGUAUGUGAUAGUAUUCCAUUUCAGGUUAUGUAAUCUUUUCACUCAGGGUUGGGUGACAACAGUUUGUACAAAGUCACCGAAUGUCCCCCAACUGACUUUUAUACAACCGGAACAAGUGCCUCCUCUAAUCCUCAGAUCAUGCCAUGGAGUUAGGAAGAGUUGAGGGGAAAGCCCAUAGUUUUCUAGCUGCAAAAAAAAAAAAAAAAAAAAUUAUACAUGUGCAAGAUUUGUAAACUCUUAACAGAAGCAAUUUAUCUUUUUACCUAAUUGUUUUGGACUUCUUAAAUAUUUUUAAAUUGAGGUGUUUUAUAGAUUCUUAAAGACUUACAUCUUAUUUAAAUGCAUGAUCUAUAGAAAGCUAGGCUGAUUCAUUCUGCCUUACAUUGGAUUUAGGACCUCAGGGGCAGUAGGGGAUCUUCCCCCCACCCCCAACAAAGCUAUCUAAACCUGACCUGGCAGUUGAAGACAUCAAUGAAAUUAGAAACUGUCUGCAAACUGCAAAAGGUGCAAAAAAGCAGUAAAAGGCAACAUUUUUCACACAGCAUGAUUCAUUUGCAUCUUAAUUUGCUUUUUUUUUUUUGCAGAUAAGUGCCAGCUGGCAGAGCCAGGUAAGACGCCAGUCUGUGUGGUUGCCCAGAAUGAUGUCACACAAUGUAUGCUCAUAACCAGCUACUUGAAAAACCUGGUGUCUGAAGGGGUUACAGUAAAUCUCCUUUUUUCAAAAAUGACUCAUUUAUUUAUGUAAUAAAAAACAAGAACAACAGAUAAGGGGAGAGUUUCCAUCUGCUGGUUCACUCCCUCAGUGGUCCUAACAGCCACUCUUGGCCAGCUGAAACAAGCAGCCAGGAUUUCCAUUGUGAUUUCCCAUGUGGGUGGCAGUGGCCAGGCACUUGAGCUAUCCUCUGCUGCUUUCGCAGGCACAUUAGCGGGGAGCUGGAUUGGAAGUGGAGCAGCUGGGACUGGAACCUGCACUUUGACAUGGGAUGCCAGCACGGCAAAUGGUGGCUUAAUGUGCUAUGCCACAAAGCUGGCUCCCAAAUCUCUACACUUAUCCCAAGAGCCACAGGUAUGCUUCAUGGGUCUCUCGUAUUCACAUUUUAAUGAAGGUGUGUUAGUACACACAAAAAGUCUGAAAUGAUGGCAACAUAGCAGAUUGCAUUUGUCAGUAAGAACCAAUGAAUGAAUGAUUUAUUGGCUCAUUUCCACUUUAAAGCUCAUGACCAUGCCAGGUUUGGCUUGUCAAAUGAAGAAUGGCUCAUGGGGCGAGUGCCUUUUCUCCUCUGAGGACUAGCAAUGACUACUAAUAUUCAAAGUAGUGUUUUCCAAAGUAGCCUUUGAAACUACUAACAGCUUGUGUUUUGUCAGAUCAACUUUCUGACAACUGCAUAUUGUUCUCCUCCAAUGAAAAUCCACCUCCUUAGUGUUCCAUGUUUUAUGCCAUUGAACAAAGAAAAUUAUGGAGUUAUAAUGGAAAGCAGCUAUGCUUGUUUUUGGGGAAAAAAAACCAUCAUUUUUCUGUCAUUUGGUGGCUUUUCGUUGUGGAGUUUUUAGGAAUAGAAACAAUUUAUCACUCGCUAAACAUAUGAAAUCUCAAAUGCAAAAUACAGCAUGUGCAAUUUUUUGAAUAAUAUAACUGGUGCUAAGUCAUUUCUGUAUAACAGCUCUGUCUUGUUUGUUUGCUCACUGUUGUCGUGGGACCUACAGAAAGUAAGAGUACUGGAUUUAUGUCUACAUUCCGAGCAACCCUGGGCUUUUCUAGCUGACUUGUGAUAAUGCAUUCUAGACCACAGUCGAUCUCUUUGUCUGCUUAGGCCUUAAGGGAGGAAGAGAACAACUAUACUUUUCAAUUGAAUGGCUUAGUAAGGAUUGGAAUAGAAUUAAAAAUAUCGGAACCAUCUUCUCUUCACAUUAGCCUAUUUUGUUGUGCUGUAAUUUCAGUGGUGCAGGAGUAUUUGCUGACUCUUUUCUGUGUCAUGUAAGGGCCUGAACUUUAAGCUGUCUUUUUGAUAAAUAGGUAUUUUCAUGUUUUUCCUUGUAUAGGCUGCUGCUAGUGCUGUAAGAAGCUAAGUAUCUGCCAAUGUAUUUUGGUUUCAUUUGUUGGAAUUUCUCAGGUAGAAAGCCAUGUAACCUGCUAAUUUUGGAAAUAAGAGCCAAAUAAUUGUAUUUUUCUUUGUUGCAGAAACUGUUUAGGAUGUUAAUUUUUAAAUAAAUGCUGAUAAUUCCACUCUGGGAGGAAAAUGUCUACCUGUAGUAUGCGGCUUUGCACUAAUGUUGCUGACCUUUCUUUUCUCACUUGCCUUGUUAGAAAAUAAUGCCUAUUUAAUUUUCAGAUCUAUUAAAAAUACUAUUGUCAUAGUGACUGUUGAGUCUGUUCAUUCAUCACAUGUGUUGGCUAGACUAUUGUACACCCACAUAGUCUUUAAGCAUUCAAAAAUUGACUUUUCUCAGAAAACUGUUUCUAGUACUGUAUUACCUAAGAGAAAAAUCUGGCCACUUUGGAGCUGAGCCAGUGUUUUUUGGGUUCAAAGAGCUCUGAGACAGCGAGGGAUGUAUGGAUGCGUGGCCUGGAUCUAAGAUUUGCGUGAAUUUGACCCUCUGAGGCAAGGGGCACAUUACAUUGUACAGAGAAGCUGAUGCUGAGAACGUGUAGGGCAUGCUGCUUGUAAGCCUCAAGUGGCAGCAAUGAGAACCAAGCAUCUCAGCAGCUGGUUGGUUGACAGCAGGUAGGAAGCACAGAUGUCCACCUGACACCUCCUGUUCGGGCCAUGCAGUGGUGUCAACAAGCAAGCUCUGUUCUUGAACGACAGCUUUUACAUAACAUAGCUUAUGCAUAUGCCACUGGUUUUGAGAAGUUUUCCCAGUGAAGCCCUGCUUUACAGUAAUAUCCCUUUGCAUGUAGUCAACAAAAUGUUGAUUCAGCCCUGAAUGGAGAGGAAUCAGGCUAUUGGGAUUGAGGCACUAAUGAAGCUUGGGGUAUUUUCCUUUUGGCACCAGAGAAGCCUGUUUAACUUUGUAAAAGGAGUAGCCUUAAUCUUCACAUGCAAAUGAGAUUUCAAGCUGCAAAGGUGGUUCAGGGAGUACAUCUAUUGUAAGAAAAUCUUGUGGAUUUCAACAAUAAAAUU
Molecule: messenger RNA, 7258 nt
Organism: Ochotona princeps (American pika)
Lineage: Eukaryota; Metazoa; Chordata; Mammalia; Lagomorpha; Ochotonidae
Product: A-kinase anchor protein 17B
Exons: 7
Coding region: 471-2930 (819 amino acids)
Molecular function (GO): RNA binding
Source: RefSeq, a predicted model, not a curated record